Rhipicephalus sanguineus (brown dog tick) is the source of this 3621-nucleotide messenger RNA. Its product is annotated as cyclic nucleotide-gated cation channel beta-3-like. The record is from RefSeq and is a predicted model, not a curated record. Gene Ontology annotation, biological process: monoatomic cation transmembrane transport. Gene Ontology annotation, molecular function: protein-containing complex binding; intracellularly cAMP-activated cation channel activity; intracellularly cGMP-activated cation channel activity. Lineage: Eukaryota; Metazoa; Arthropoda; Arachnida; Ixodida; Ixodidae. Gene Ontology annotation, cellular component: plasma membrane; intracellular cyclic nucleotide activated cation channel complex.
AUUGUCUAGCGCGCACUCGUCGGGCACGGGUCAGCUGUGGCCGGGGGAGUACUUAUGAAAAUCGACCAUGAUUACGUGAUAACGGCCGGCCACCGCUUAGUCCAGCCAUGCUGGACUACAUACUGCCGGACUUCUUCGUCGACGAAAAGGCUCGAAUGUCCUUAGAGCCUUUGGUUCAGGAAGGAGCCCGGAAUGGAGCCCUAUGCCACAGCCGGAGCUGCAGCCCCACGACGGGCUUCCAGAACCCAGCAUUCCGAACGGACGUCGUGCGAGAGCCCUGCAAGGUGACAGCCGUUACACGGAAUGCAGUAUCGCAGCGAGAACGGCCACCUGUGCAAGUAGCGAACGACAACGCUUCAACGAAAGCUCGCAGGCGAGACGAGCGCUGCUGCUGUGUGGAGGCGGCCGACCAGCGCGGCGGCCUGCCAGCAGCAACGGCCGCAGGUUCCCCGGAGAAGCCCUCGACCAAGUCCAGCACGCCGUCACCUUCGACGUCGUCGGCCGUGGCUGCGUCCUCCUCCCGCAGGGUUGGCGGCGACGGCAGCGCCGAUGGGCGCAUCCAGACGCGGAUCGGUGCCGACCUUACGCCCUUCCACACGGCCGUCAUCUCGGACUCUGAAAACACGACGGCCUCGGAGUUCGUCUCAGAGAGGAUACAGACCCUGGUGCGAGCCUUUUCUCACCGAUCACAACGAGUGAAGGAACGCAUCGCGGAGCCUCCUACUCCCAGCCCAACACCACCGCCGGAGAAACGGGAGGACUACGAGAGCCGGCUGCGGUUGGAUUCGUUCGCACUCGCCGAAGGACGUCCGGGCGAUAGUCAAGCUGACUCUGACCGGAUCAUCAGGAUAGGCUGCUGCUCCUUCCCCAGGAGGGCCUGCACUUUUCCAAGAACCAUCGACCCACAAAGCAAGCUCUACGUGUCAUGGCAACUGGCGGUGAGCGUGUGCUUCCUGUACAACUGUUGGGCCAUCUUCUUGCGUGCCGUGUUCCUGGAAGGAUCGCACGCCGACGAGGCCGGCUUCUUUGCCUGCGACUACCUGUCCGACCUGGUGUACCUGCUCGACAUAUUGCUAUUCAAGUCGCGCAUCAAGUUCCACUCUGCCGGCAUGUGGGUGGAAGAUCCCAAACUCACCCGACGGAACUACAUCCGCAAGCAUAUAUUUAAGAUGGACGUAGCUUCCCUGCUACCCUUGGACAUACUGUACUACCUUUACGGUGUCAACCCGCUGCUCAGGUUGCCUCGUAUGCUCAAGAUACAGACAUUCUGGGAAUUUUUCGACCGCAUCGACGCCCUCGCCAAGUCGCCUUAUGUGAUUAGGGUGUUGCGAACGCUUCUUUACAUGAUGUACCUGAUCCACCUCAACACAUGCGCCUACUAUGCCAUCUCCAAUUAUGAAGGCAUCGGCUCCAAUCAAUUCGUCUUUCAAGGUGGAAACAAGACCGCAUACGUGCGCUGCUUUUACUUCGCCUUCAAGACGGCCACGUCGAUCGGUAAGAACGCGAAGCCGAGCAACGAGCUGGAGUACGCGUACAUGACGCUCUCAUGGUUGCUGGGCGUCUUCCUGUUCGCCUUCCUGAUCGGCCAGGUACGCGACAUUGUGGCCACGGCCACGCAGGGCCGCACACAGUGUCGCCAGGCGGUCGACGCCUGCGUGCGCCACCUUCGCCGCCUUGGCCUUCCCGACGACCUGCAGAGACGUGUCCGCCUCUGGCUGAACCACACCUGGGCACAAAAGAAGACCCUAGACGAGAACUCCAUCUUGGCCACGCUCCCUAGAAAAAUGAAGACCGACAUCGCCAUAAGCGUCCACUACAACACACUGGCCAAGGUUCAGUUUUUCCAGGAUUGCGAGCGGUCAAUGCUGCGAGAUCUAGUGCUAAAACUGCAGUCAGUUCUCUUCCUUCCUGGUGAUUACAUCUGCCGCAAGGGAGAAAUCGGUGUGGAAAUGUACAUCGUCAAUAAAGGGGUGAUUCACGUUAUCGGAGGAGAAAACAACAACGUUGUGCUCGCAAAGCUCACCGAAGGCAGCGUGUUCGGAGAAGUGAGCCUUCUCGGGCUGCCUGGCUUCAACCGGCGCACAGCAGAUGUGCUCUCGGUGGGCUUCUCGAACCUUUUUGUGCUCAGCAAGGACGACCUAAACGACGUCUUGCACGACUACCCUGACGUCGAGGCCAUGCUCCGCCGCAAAGCCAAGAGCCAGAUGAUGAAGAACAAGGCAUCCAACGAGAAGACGCUGGAGAACAAAGCCCGGCGCAUUCACGUCGAGCCAAUCAUCAAGACACCUCCGGCCCGACCCAAGACACCCAAAUUGGUGCAGACAGUGUUGCAGGUUCUGCGGCCGGAGUCCAAAACCGGCUCGGCCCUAGCAAGACGCGUUUUCGGCGGCCGCGCGAGCCAGAGGCCUACAAGCGGCAGCGACUCGGACAGCAGCAGCAACUUGAGCGAGGCCAUGGGACGGCCCACGACACUGAGCUUCCGUGAUGAAGACGGCGUGGAAACGCGAGUGGACACGUACCACGACGUGACGCAGAACGCGCUCACCCUGAGGGCGACUUCGGCGUCGGGACUGCGCGUCCCGCGCUCGGUGCCACCUCGCUGCAAGAGCUCGCCCGCAGUCAUGCGGCAUCCGGAAGAGCGGCGGCCCGAGCGACCCACUCCGCUGACGCGGCGGCCGCGGCCCUCGCCGCUAGUGCUGCUGAGUCGUUGCCUGGGCACUGACAGUCCGGAGUCAGUACGCCGCCCCUGGCGACCGCUAACGGCACGAAGCCGCGUGACACCGCUGACGCCGCCGGUGCCGCACGAUCUUGCCGCCGCUGAAGGGUCCACCGCCGUCGACGACGACGAGGCUGCGGCGCCGCAGCGGCCCAGUGGCGACUCGGCGCCAUCAUCUAGGGCGAGCCUCCGGUCCGCGUCGCUCUCGGGAAAUGAGCUCUCCGACAGAGAUGAAUUUCAACUCGUAUCGCCCGGCUUCCCGUCCAGCUCGUCACCCAGCUGGACGUUCGAAGAGCCUCCGUGCUAGAAGGGUGCCCCGACAACUCUGCAACUUGAUCUUGCGUUACUCGAACAAGCCGCGGAUCAGAAGGUCCGUUCAGUAAGUGAGCCGCAGCGUGGCAUUGAGAACUUCGUCGAUGCCGACAGCUUUCUCUGAGAAGAGAACUACAGCUUUCUCUGAGAAGAGAGAAAUAGGCGCAGUGGCCAAACGAUCUGACAGGCAGAGACAUUCCCGUAGGAAGCUCUUUGUUCUUUCAGGCACAGCGGGUUCGCCACGUCGGGUGUGACCAUCCAUUAUGUUUUCACGCACACACUGCAAGGCAUCUGAGAUACAGCUGUGACUCGCGGGUGACUUCAGGCUAAGCGACGAGCCAAUGGUGACGCAUCUUCUUAAACCGUCGCUCCUUGUAAAGUGGAUACUAAUUUAUCGCCAAGCGCGUUGAAGGGCAUCAAGAUUGAUCGCAAGGUUGAGUAUCCGCCGGGCAUACAUUGGAGAGGGAAGCCACAUAAGCAAUGGCAGAGUAUUUGACCGAUGUACCUGAGCGUUGAAGCAGACACCUGCGACAGGACGUACUUCCAUACGAGGUAAAUGAGCGAGAGAAGUAAGAAAUUAGCCCGUUCACUAA